Messenger RNA from Anneissia japonica, 1134 nucleotides. Its product is annotated as thyrotropin-releasing hormone receptor-like. The record is from RefSeq and is a predicted model, not a curated record. The transcript has a single exon. Gene Ontology annotation, cellular component: plasma membrane. Lineage: Eukaryota; Metazoa; Echinodermata; Crinoidea; Comatulida; Comatulidae. Gene Ontology annotation, biological process: G protein-coupled receptor signaling pathway. Gene Ontology annotation, molecular function: G protein-coupled receptor activity. The coding region runs from base 1 to 1134 and encodes 377 amino acids.
AUGUCUGGAUUUAACCUAAGUGAUCUUCUAUACACAGAUUGGCAAGAAACCGUGACAGCGAUUGUAAUGCCGAUCUUGUUGGUAUUCGGUUUAAUCACGAAUUUCUCUUUCAUACUCAUGGUAUAUCGAGUACCAGAUAUGCGAAUUACCAUCAAUAUGUAUCUCGUGAGUCUCGCGGUGGCGGAUGCUUCAUAUUUGAUCACGAGCAUCAGCGAUAGGCUAGUUACUUAUGCCAUCUCUCCAUUGUAUGGGGACGUUGGAAAUCGUGGUACUGCGGGUUGCAUACUAACAAAAUACUUCACCUAUACGUUUUUUAUGGCGUCAGAACUGCACAUACUGGUAUUAGCUGUUGAGCGAUAUUACUGUGUCUGUAGACCACUGAAAGCUCAAGUCUAUCCACGGAAGAGAGCUAUUCGUUUUCUGACAGCCAUCUGGUUGGUUUCUUCGAUACUUUCAAUUAGCUUGUCACCUGCAUUCGCCAAUUUCAGGCUUUACUGCCUAGUUCAUUGGGACAGUAAGUAUGUAGAUCCUCCGGAGACAUAUGGAGUUUGUCGCUCUAUUGGAUACACAGAGGGGACAACCGAUAUUGAUAGUUUGAAUAUUUACUUUCAUAUUAUGCAAACAUGUGCAUUUUUUGCAUCAGUAAUAGUUAGUAACGUUUUAUACGUACUGGUUUUACGGCACUUCCGUGGGAUUAGCACGUCUUUACAAAAUCGUGGGAUGGCGCAGACGACACUAUUCCGAAAUAGACAAAUAAGAAAAUACUUCAAUCGAAUGCUUUGCUUAAAUGGUUUGGUUUACCUCGUCCUCCUGGCACCAUUCAACAUUUAUUCUUUACUUCGCUUUGUGUAUAAACUCAAUGGCAAUGAAAUACCUGUGGCGCCACAAGUAAAUGUCAAAUUAUACACUUCAUUUCGUCUUCUACUAUAUGUUAAUUCUGGCAUCAAUCCAUUGGUCUACGGUGCUACCAACCCAAGGUAUAGAAAAGCCUUCGUAGUUGGGUACUCGACUUGGAGAUUGACAAAAUGCGGAACUAAAAAGGCUGGCCAAAGUAGGCAAAGACCAUCAACGAGUGGCAAAAUAAACAAUCUCACCAUAGAGGAUGUCACCACUUAUAACACUGAAAGAAAAUGA